This is a messenger RNA of Neoarius graeffei (lesser salmon catfish), 1558 nucleotides long. RefSeq lists its product as uncharacterized. The transcript has 11 exons. Gene Ontology annotation, cellular component: endoplasmic reticulum. Gene Ontology annotation, biological process: response to endoplasmic reticulum stress; protein folding. The coding region runs from base 1 to 1545 and encodes 514 amino acids. The record is from RefSeq and is a predicted model, not a curated record. NCBI's taxonomy places the organism in Eukaryota, Metazoa, Chordata, Actinopteri, Siluriformes, Ariidae.
AUGAAGCCCAUGCAGGUAUAUAUUGUGUGCGCUGAACUCUUGCUGAGUACAUGUUUAUGUGGAGUACUGGCCAAAAAAGAGGGUGAACCCAUUUCAGAGGAUAAAGAAGUCCUGGUGCUGACUGAAAGCAACUUAAACCAAGCACUUAAACAACACAGCCAGUUACUGGUGCACUUCUAUGCUCCUCUCUCUGGUGAGUCUCUUGGCUCAAUUCUAGAGUUUGCAAAGGCAGCCAGUGAGCUCAAGGAAACCAAAUCAUCUAUAAAACUGGGAAAGAUUGACGUCUCUAAAGAAAAAGACCUUGCCAAAUUCUUAAAUGUAACUACAGUGCCAUCAUUACGACUGUACCUCGCUGGAGACAAGUAUAACCCUGUUCAAUGUCCAGUUCUGAAGAGCUCUACCGCCAUCAUAACAUGGCUUAAACGGAGAGAGGGCCCUAGUGCUGUCCUUAUUACAGAUCUCAGCCAGUUGGAGAGCUUAACUGCAGAAGAUGAGCUUGCGGUUCUAGGAUUAUUUAAGGAUUUUGAGACGGGUUUAGUAAAGGUUUUUUACAAUGCGGCUGCUGAUGUUGCUGAUCUGCCCUUUUAUGCAACAGGAAGCAAGCAAAUCUUUAACAAAUAUGAUAUAUUUGAUGACUCAAUUGUGCUUCUCAGAAAGUCAAAAAUGGCAGAAACAUUUCAGAUGAUGAGCAAAACAAUGAAAGAGGAUGUCAUUGACUUCAUUAGAAUCCAUGAGAUGCCUUUGGUGACUGAGUACAAUGGCAAGACAUCAUCUAAGAUACUUAACUCUGUGGUGCAGAAUCACUUGGUUUUGUUUAUUAACAAAGCUGAGAAAGGAUUCAAACAAAUAUAUCGUGCCUUCAAAAGCUCUGCCAAAGAAUAUAGAGGCAAGAUUCUGUUUGUGCUGAUUGACACGGAUGAAACACGGAAUGGACGUAUCUUGGAGUAUUUCCGUGUGAGGAAGGAGGAAUCACCACUGAUCCACAUGGUUAACUUGACAGACAACUUACAAUAUCAAUUACCUUCCGACCAACUCGAUGUACAAACAAUUACUGACUUUUGCCAGAGUUACUUACAAGGGAAUGCUAAGCCAAAGCUACAGAGUGAGCCAAUCCCUGAUGGUUGGGACAAGCAGCCAGUGAAAGAGCUGGUGGGCAUUAACUUUGAAAGGGUGGCUUUCAAUGCAAACAAGAAUGUCUUAGUUCUUUUCUAUGCCUCAUGGAGUUCUGCAAGCCAGGGGCUGUUUCCUUUAUUUGAAGAUCUUGCAAAACACUAUAGUGACACUGAAGAUGUGGUAGUUGCCAGAAUUGAUGUAACUGCAAAUGAUGUAAACAUUCAAAUGACAGACAGAUAUCCAACCAUUAAACUAUUUCCUGCAGUCUAUGCUGAAAGGGUAGUGUCAUAUACUGGCCAAACCAAGCUGGAACCAAUAGUUGAGUUUGUGAAUGAAGAGAGAGCACGAGCCAAGGAGGAUAAGGCCAAGGAAGAGAUAGAAAGGAAGAAAUAUCUGGAUGCACAGAAAGCGGCAACUAAAGAAGAGCUAUAGUGCGUGUAUGUGC